Molecule: messenger RNA, 1167 nt
Organism: Fundulus heteroclitus (mummichog)
Lineage: Eukaryota; Metazoa; Chordata; Actinopteri; Cyprinodontiformes; Fundulidae
Product: proton channel OTOP2
Exons: 5
Biological process (GO): proton transmembrane transport
Cellular component (GO): membrane
Molecular function (GO): proton channel activity
Source: RefSeq, a predicted model, not a curated record
AUGUUCUUCAGUCCUGAUACAUACUUUUUCUGGAUCCAUUCAAGGGACUGUGUGCAGGUCCAAAAGAACCUUUCACGCUGCGGACUGAUGCUCACCCUCUCCACAAACCUUGUUUUAUGGAUGACUGAAGUUACAGAGGAGUCCCUUCACCAAACAAUUUCUCCUGAGUUCUCAACCGACCACGCUAAGCUCUCACGACGGCAGCAGUACAUCAAGAGCGCCAGUUAUGGAGAUGACCAGUGUACGUGCAGCCACACUUCCUGUGACAUCUUCAAGGAUGCCUAUUACUACCUGUACCCCUUCAACAUCGAGUACAGCCUCUUUGCCUCCACCAUGGCGUUCGUCAUGUGGAAGAAUGUGGGCCGAGCGGCGCACGAAAGCAACCACCACCACCACCACGCCAGAUUCAGCCUCAAGGAUGUGGUCAUUGGCCUCGUUUUGGGCAUCCUCCUCGUGGCAGCAGGCAUCGCGACCUUCGUUGUGUAUGAAAUCGAUAUGAAAACGAAUUUCUCUGACAAAGAAAGCCAUGACACAGCAUUGAUGAUGCACUUUGUCAUGAACAUAGUCAUUGCGACCACGAUGUGUGUCUGCACCAUCGUCGGAAGCGCUAUCUUCAUGGUGGACCAUAGGGAGCACAUCUCGGAGAAGAACCCCACCCAGAGUCUGGACGUGGGGCUGCUGGUGGGUGCCUCACUGGGGAAAUUCAUUGUUAGUUAUUUCUCCAUUGUUGCCAUGGUUGCAACUGGGGCCAAGGGCCACCUGAACAGGCUCAACUUGAGUUGGGGCAUACUGAUGGUACUCCAGCUCGGCCUACAGAACUUUUUCAUAAUUGUGGGCCUGCACCGGGAGCCCUUUCAUGAGGCUGAACCUGACACAGUGGUUGCAAAUCCAUAUGCGGCGGAGUCCAGCAAAGAUGGAAGCGGACUACAAGUUAGAGACUUAGACCAAAAAUCCAACCCUGACACUGAAGCACGUGGCAACAGUAGAGCAGUGGAAGACAGACACAAACAGCUGUGGAAGAGGCGAGUGUUGAGAGAGAUCUGCGCGUUCCUGCUACUGGGUAACGUCAUACUGUGGAUCAUGCCAGCCUUUGGUGCUCGUCCCCAGUUUGAUCACGACACUGAAACACAGUUCUACCAGUUCAGCAUGUGGGCUGCUGUUGUGAAC